CUUCUUCUGCAGCCAUGUCUGACAAACCCGAUAUGGCUGAGAUUGAGAAAUUCGAUAAGUCGAAACUGAAGAAAACAGAAACGAGAGAGAAAAAUCCACUGCCUUCACAAGAAACGAUUGAACAGGAGAAGCAAGCAGGCGAGUCGUAAUGAGGCGCGCGCCGCCAGUUCGCACUGUACAUUCCACGAGCAUUGCCUUCUUAUUUUACUUCUUUUAGCUGUUUAACUUUGUAAGAUGCAAAGAGGUUGGAUCAAGUUUAAAUGACUGUGCUGUCCCUUUUCACAUCAAAGAAUGGAGAACUACUGACCACGAAGGCCGCGCCUGCCUCCCACCCGCCUGUCUGGCUGGCAGGGAAGGAAAAGAACUUGCAUGUUGGUGAAGAAGGAAGGAGGCUGGGUGGGACGACAGGGAAAUCUAGAGUAAAGAGCAAGCUGGUCCAAGGUGUCCUGCGGGCUGUAAAAUGCAGUUUAAUCAGAGUGCCAUUUUUUUUGUUGUUGUUGUUGUUCAAAUGAUUUUAAUUAUUGGAAUGCACAAUUUUUUUAAUAUGCAAAUAAAAAGUUUUAAAACCUG
Messenger RNA from Balaenoptera ricei (Rice's whale), 570 nucleotides. RefSeq names its product thymosin beta 4 X-linked (gene TMSB4X). Bases 15 to 149 code for a protein of 44 amino acids. The record is from RefSeq and is a predicted model, not a curated record. Gene Ontology annotation, molecular function: actin monomer binding. The transcript has 2 exons. Lineage: Eukaryota; Metazoa; Chordata; Mammalia; Artiodactyla; Balaenopteridae. Gene Ontology annotation, biological process: actin filament organization; regulation of cell migration. Gene Ontology annotation, cellular component: cytoplasm.